UUCAGAGCUGAGAUCUCUCUGCCUUUUUCCUUCAGAGCUGAGAUCUCUCUGCCUUCUUCCCUAGGAGCAGAGAUCUGUCUUCCUUCUUCCUUUGUAGCUGAGAUCUCUCUGCCUUCCCAUCUCUCUGCCUUCUUCCCCUUUGAGCUUAGAUCUCUCUGCCUUCUUCCUUCAGAACUGAGAUCUCUCUGUUCUUUCCCCCUCGGAGCAGAGAUCUCUCUGUCUUCUUCACUUGGAGCUGAGAUCUAUCUCUCUGCCUUCUGAAAACCAUCUCUGCAUGUGCAGGUCCCAGCUUGCAGACGACCAAAGCCUCUUCCAAGGAGAGAGCCUUGAACCAGAGGGAAUGGCCCCUGGGACCCAGAGACCCUCAUCCCAGGAGUCGGUGACAUUCCAGGAUGUGGCUGUGGACUUCACCAAGGAGGAGUGGGGCCUUUUGGACCAUUCUCAGAAAGAGCUAUACAAGGAGGUCAUGCUGGAGAAUAUCUAUAACCUACUCUGCCUGGGGUUUCCAGUUCCCAGAGAAGGUCUGAGCUCCUAUAUCGAGGGAGGAGAAGCACUGUGGAUUCUGGAGCCAAAAUGCCCAAGGAACUUUUGUCCAGAUGCAGUAACCAGGUUUAAAGUGAAUGAGACUAAAGUGAAUGAGAGUAUUUCUGUGGAAGAAGCUGGCCAGCUAAGAUUCAUGAGCAAUAGUCCCUGUGACUUCAGUGUGAGAGAAAUCUGUGACUCUGAUAUCAAGGUAGAUAAAAAUCCACAGAAUCCUUAUGAAUUUGAUGAAGUUGGAAAGACCUUGAUACAAUAUUCAGGCCUAAAUAACUGUAACACAGUGACCCCAAGAAAUGACUGCUUUCAGUACAAAUGCUUUACUGAACAGGCAGAGCUUAUUCAGUCCCAUGAAAAGCCUCCUGAAAUGCAAACGUAUCAAGGUAAUCAAAAGAAAGUGGCCUUCAGCUUGAGUUCAGACCUCACUGGACAUCAGAAAAGUUAUACUGGCAAAAACCUUUAUAUAUGUAAUGAAGGAAAAAAGGCCUUCAGUGAGAACUCUAAGAUCAUUAGCCAUCAGAAAAUUUGCAUUGAAAAGAAUCCUUAUAAAUGUAAUGAAAUUUUAGCAACCUUAACCCAUCACUCAUAUCUUCCUUACCAUCCUGGAUUUAAUACUGGAAUGAAAACACAUGCAUGUAAUCAGUGUGGGAAGGCAUUUCAUUUAAAAUCAGAUUUAGUUAGACAUCAGAAGAUUCAUACUGGAGAGAAGCCUUUUAAAUGUAAUGAAUGCGGGAAAACCUUCAGCUACAGAUCACGCCUUACUAGCCACCAGAGAAUUCACACUGGAGAGAAACCUUAUAAAUGUAAUGAAUGUGGGAAGGCCUUCUGCUACAAAUCAGCCCUUAUUGGUCAUCAGAGAAUUCACACUGGAGAGAAACCUUAUGAAUGUAAACAAUGUGGAAAUGCUUUCCGAUGGAGCAUCAGCCUUGCUAUACAUGAGAGAAUUCACACCGGAGAGAAACCUUAUGAAUGUAAUCAAUGUGGAAAGACUUUCCACCAGAGCUGCAAUCUUGCUGUACAUCAGAGAAUUCAUACUGGAAAGAAACCUUAUGAAUGUAAUCAAUGUGGGAAGGCCUUCUGCUCCAGAUCGAACUUUUUGCUCCAUCAGAGAACUCACACUGGAGAGAAACCUUAUGAAUGUAAUCAAUGUGGAAAAUCUUUCCAACAGAAAUGCAGUCUUACUGCACAUGAGAGAAUUCACACUGGAGAAAAACCUUAUAAAUGUAAUCAAUGUGUAAAGGCCUUCUGCUCCAGAUCAACCUUUUUGCAACACCAGAGAAUUCACACUGGAGAGAAACCUUACGAAUGUAAACAGUGUGGGAAAGCUUUCCAACGUAAUUCUGACCUUGCUGCACAUCAGAGGAUUCACACUGGAGAGAAACCUUAUGAAUGUAAUCAAUGUGGAAAGGCUUUCAGAUACCUCUCUAGUUUUGCUGCACAUAGGAGAACUCACACUGGAGAGAAACCUUAUGAAUGUAAUCAAUGUGGAAAGACUUUCCGACAGAACUCCAAUCUUAUUGCACAUCAGAGAAUCCACACAAAAGAGAAUCUUAUGAAGAUAAUCAAUAUGGGAAGGCUUUCCAAUGGAACUCCAGUCUUGCUACAAAUCAGAGAACCCACAUUGCAGAGAAAACUUAUGAAUGUAAUCACUGUGGAAAAACUUUCCGACAGAACUCUAAUCUUAUUGCGCAUCAGAGAAUCCACACUGGAAAGAAACCUUAUAAAUGUAACGAAUGUGGAAAGACUUUCCGAAAGAAGUCCCAUCUUGCUGCCCAUCAGACGAUCCACACUGGAGAGAAAUCUUAUGUAUGUAAUCAAUGCGGAAAAGGUUUUACAAGGAGGUCUGGACUUGCUACACAUCAGAGAACCCACACUGGAGAGAAACCUUAUGAAUGUAAUCAGUGUGGAAAGGUUUUUAGAUACAGCUCCAGCUUUGCUACACAUCAGAGAAUCCACACUGGAGAAAAACCUUUUGAAUGUCAUCAAUGUGGAAAGGGUUUCACAAGGAAGUCCAGUCUUGAUACACAUCAGAGAAUCCACACAAAAGAGAGUCCUUAUGAAUGUAAUCAAUGUGGAAAGACUUUCCGACAGUACUCCAAUCUUAUUACACAUCAGCAAACCCACAUAAAAAAGAACCCUUAUGAAUAUAAUCAGUGCUGAAAUGUUUUGUG
Trichosurus vulpecula (common brushtail) is the source of this 2708-nucleotide messenger RNA. RefSeq names its product zinc finger protein 2 homolog. The record is from RefSeq and is a predicted model, not a curated record. NCBI's taxonomy places the organism in Eukaryota, Metazoa, Chordata, Mammalia, Diprotodontia, Phalangeridae. Gene Ontology annotation, biological process: regulation of DNA-templated transcription.